UAUUUUAACUGUAAAUCAAUGAUUCAACUAUGUACCUGUAUGAAUAAACAGCUUCAUAACUUGUCGUCACGGCAACUGAUUGUCCUAGUAACAGUAUUUAUUUUAUUGGGAAUUUUGGUUUUUCUUUCCAUCGAUAUAUUUGUGUUUAGCUAUGAUAAGGAUGCACGGGACUUACAUAUCAGUAGACCUUUGGCCUCUGUGCCCAGUAAGAUUGACUUUGGACCAAAUGUACAUUUUGGUAUAGUGAUUGACUGUGGAAGUAGUGGAAGCCGAGUAUAUAUUUAUUUUUGGCCACCGCAUUCAGGGAAUCCAAGUGAUCUACUCAGUAUCCAGCAGUUAAUGGACCCAACAGGAAAACCUGUUGUCAAGAAAAUAAGUCCAGGUUUGGAUACCUUUGAGAAGAACCCUGGAGCUGCUAGUGAUUAUAUCAACCCCUUGUUAAAGUAUGCUGCAUCUCAUAUCCCAUCUGCCCACCAUGCUGAUACACAGCUGUUUAUACUGGCAACAGCUGGUAUGAGAAUGAUCCCACAGGAAAGUCAAAAAGAAAUAUUUGAAGAUUUAAAGAAAGAUAUACCUAAAAGCUUCCCAUUUGUAUUUUCUGACUCAAAUUUUGAAGUAAUUAGUGGAAAGUUGGAGGGGGUGUAUGCCUGGAUUGCUGUAAAUUAUGUUCUUCAGAAGUUUGGACACGGAGAAGAAGAACAUCCAUUAGUUUGGGUGGAGUCACUGAAGAAUGAGGGUUCAUCUGAGCGUCCACACAUGCGACGGAGAACAGUUGGUAUGUUAGAUAUGGGAGGUGGAUCUUUCCAGAUUGCUUUUGAAGUCACAGGAAAGGAUUCAUCUAUACCAAAGCACAGAAUAGCUGAGUUUAACCUUGGAUGUCAGAAUAAUGACCUUGACCAUACCUAUAAAGUGUAUGUAACAACGUUCCUGGGAUUUGGAGCUAAUGAAGCUGAAGAGAGAUAUGGAGAGAUGUUGGUCAACAAAGCUAGUCUUAGCAUACAGAAAGAACAUGAAGAAUUAGUGAAGAUGAAUAAAAGUGAAGCUAUUCAUCCAUUCCACCAUCACAGAAAAGUUAUGAUAAAAGAUCCAUGUCUGCCAGAAGAUCUGUCAUAUGAAAUAAAGAAAGGCUAUGUAUUAGAAGGGGCAGGUAACUACUCAGCUUGUCAGCAUUCCCUCUCACCUCUCCUUAACAGGUCAAGGUUAUGUGAACAGGAUCCAUGUUCAAUGAAUGGUGUACAUCAACCAGAGAUUAUUUUCAGAAACAGUGAAUUCUAUGGGUUUUCAGAGUUCUGGUAUACCAUGCAGGAUGUGUUCAGGAUUGGUGGUCUCUAUGGUAGCAAGAGGUUUGAGGAAGAGGCAAAGAGGUUUUGCAGUACUAAUUGGAUGACAUUACAGUCUUGGUACGAGCAAAAACUGUUUCCUCAAGCUGAUGAGAAAAGAUUCAGACAACAAUGUUUUAAAGCAUCAUGGAUUACUACAGUAUUACAUAAAGGAUUGAAGUUUCCUAAAAGUUACCACAGUUUACGAUCUGUACAGUAUAUACAAAACAAAGAAGUGCAAUGGACACUAGGUGCUCUUCUGCACAGAACUCGUUAUCUACCUCUCAGGGAUAUGGAGAAAACAUCUCAGCAACAGAAGAAACAUACAUGGACAUUACGGAGAACUAUACUCCAUAAUGAAUAUCUAAUUAUAUUGUGUUUUAUAAUUGUAAUAACUGCAAUCACUUUGUAUGUAAAAAGGUUAAAGUUGUGUCCAAAAGCUGAUCUUUCUAGAGUGCCAUCUAUGUCCUACUUCAUGACUGAGGAAGGACAGAAUGAAUCGGGAAUCAGAUAUGGAAAUGCGUACCAGUAUCCUUGAAAGUUAAAGGAAUACUGUAAAAGUGUCAUAUACAAUCAGUAGAAUUACAGAAAGUAAAGUGUUCAAAUUAUUUUGUGUUCAAAUGAUAUUUUAGAUAUCUGAUUAAUGAUAAAUUAUAUCCGUAAAUCCUGCUGAAUAUUUUGAUAUCCAUCAUUUUUUGUGAACCAUGCUUUUAUUAUAAAGUAAAUCACAUGUUUUAUAUCCAUAAUUCAUAAGGGAAGUAAUAUAGUAAUUAGGUUUAAUGGAGCAGUGCCAAAGUGUUUUAGAAGCUUAUAACUUUAAGGUCCUCUGUGUUUCAAGGUCUAAUAUUUAAUUAUAUAUUGUAUAUGAACUACAUGUAUAAUAAUUUUAAUAGACUUUUUAUAAUUCUAAUUUUAAUACUGAUAGAAUUUUAACUAGUUCAUAGUUUCAUAGUUCUGGUUGAGAAAAAUCUAUAUGUUCUCAUAUAGCAUAUAAAACUUUGUAUGUUGGUAAUAAUUACAUUCUUCCUAAAAAAUCCUAAGAGAUAAGAUAGAAAUUUUGGAAGAGGGCCAGAUUAGCAUAUUCAGAUUUUAGUUUCAGCAAAAGUGGGGUAUAAUGUGAAUGAAAUUUCAAGGCUUAUCUUGGAAUCAAAUCUGGAUGUGCUUGAUCUUGUAUGAUUGUGUAUGUCAGUUUUUUUCUUAAAGUUUAGAUUUUUGUGGUUCCUCUGGAAACAUUAAUAAAAUCUUUAACAUGAUUUAUCAUAAUGAGCUUAUGUCGAUAUAAAUGGAAAGUCAGAUGUUAAACUGUCAUAAAUAGUUAUAAUCCAUAUACCUGUACAUCAUUAUCCAAGGUUAAAGGAGGGGAGAGGGGUGGUCGAGUGCUCGCUUGCAUGUUUAAACCAGCCACAUUCUAUAUGUGCCUGUUCCAAGUCAGGAGCCUGUAAUUCAGUGGUUGUCCUUGGUUGCUGUUUAUCAUAUUUUUAUGCUCCCGCCAUAGCAGAGCGGACAUUAAGUUUUACCUUUGUCCGUCAGUACGUCCGUCGGUACAUCCAUAUGUCCCGAAAUUGGUUUCCGUUUUUUCUAACUUUAGUUUGCCUCAACCAAAUGUUAUGAAACUUAUACGCAAUGCUUAUUACCACAAAACACUGAUCAAGUUUGAAUUUGGGUGGUGUCACUUUUACCAUUCUUGAGUUAUGUCCCUUUAUAACGUUAUAUGCAAGCGGGGCAUUAUCAGUGUCCCAUGGACACAUUCCCCAUUAAUUUUUAAUUUAUUGUUGUGUAUAUAAAUCAGGCAGAUGUUUUUAUUUGUUUGGAUUUUAUAUUUUGUCAUGUCAAGGCAUUUAUAUCUUGCUAUAUGGUUUGGGUUUUGCUCAUUGUUGAAGGCUGUACUGUGACACAUAGUUGCUUACAUCUACAGCAUUUGGUCUCUUGUGGAUAGUUGUCUCAUUGGCAUUCAUACCACAUCAUCUUAUUUUUAUAUGCAUAACAAAAUUUCAAAUUUAGGAAGAGAGAUUGCAAUAAUGUAAGGUCUAUUGAUAACCAGAAAUACAAAUGUAUAUAAAAUAAUAAAUGAUAUUAUUCAAACCAUUUUAUAUGGAAAGGAUUUAUAUAGGCUUUAUCCAAUCCCUCAUUUAAACUUAAAUAUAUGUAUAAAAACUCACCAAAGAUACCAGGCUUGUACUUUUGCGAACCAGACACAUGUUUCUUUUACUUAAGACUCAUCAGUGACACUUAAAUAAAAAGUUUGAAGACCAAAUUAAAUUCAGAAAUUAUUUUUAUU
Molecule: messenger RNA, 3597 nt
Organism: Mytilus californianus (California mussel)
Lineage: Eukaryota; Metazoa; Mollusca; Bivalvia; Mytilida; Mytilidae
Product: ectonucleoside triphosphate diphosphohydrolase 7-like
Exons: 10
Coding region: 19-1857 (612 amino acids)
Biological process (GO): nucleoside diphosphate catabolic process
Cellular component (GO): membrane
Molecular function (GO): nucleoside diphosphate phosphatase activity
Source: RefSeq, a predicted model, not a curated record